GGAUAUCUCUCGAUUGAUUCUCUCAUCAUCUCUCCCUCCCUCGUUUUUGCACAUCAAAAAAAAAAGAAGGUAAAUGGCAUCGAAGGACAAGAAACCAGCGAAGCCGUCGAGCAGUCGCGCCGGUAAAAUCCGCACUCUCUCCGAUCUCAAUCGGAGAUCAAAUCCGGACUCCGACAGUGAUUCCGACGGUCCUCAAGAGUACUACACCGGCGGCGAGAAAAGUGGUAUGAUUGUUCAAGAUCCAUCGAAGAAAGAUGAUGUUGAUGAGAUAUUCAACCAAGCUAGACAACUUGGAGCAGUUGAAGGACCUCUUGAGACUCCUUCUUCCAGAAGCUUUACUGGAACUGGGAGGUUGCUUUCUGGAUCAAGUGUUGAGACUGCUCCUCCUCAACACCCUCACCCUGUUGCUCACAACAUUAUCUUCUGGUCUAAUGGUUUCACUAUAGAUGAUGGUCCUUUGAGGAUGUUGGAUGAUCCAGAGAAUGCGUCUUUUCUCGAGAGUAUUCGAAAGUCUGAGUGUCCGAAAGAGCUUGAGCCUGAAGAUAGAAGAGCCCCUGUACAUGUCAAUCUCAUGCGAAGGGAAGAGAAAUGUCCUGAAAGAGAGAAGCCUAAUGUUUCAUUUCAGGGUGUUGGAAGGACUCUUGGUGGCAGUGGAAGUAGCUCAUCAAUGGCUCCAGAUUCCGCAGCCGUUCCGGUACUAACCGGUUCAGCACCACCAUCUCCAAGUCUUGCGAUAGAUGAAACCGCUCCAACCACAUCGAUCCAGAUUAGGUUAGCGGAUGGGACUCGGCUUGUGGCUAAGUUCAAUCAUCAUCACACGGUCAACGACAUUCGUGUUUUUAUUGACUCCUCUCGGCCUGGAGCUCCGGUUAACUACCAGCUUCAGACAAUGGGGUUCCCACCUGCGCCUUUGACUGAUCUCACUCAGACCAUUGAACAAGCUGGUCUAGCCAACUCUGUUGUUCUUCAGAAAUUCUAGAAUGUUUUUUUUUUUUUUUUUGUCUUUCUAUAUGCAUUAUGGAUAAGAGUUGCCGUAACUGUUAUUGUAACCAGAAAAAUGGUUGGCGUCUCUGUAAGUUACUUAAUGGGGUCUUAUCAUAUCGGAAGAAAAGACAGUGGUAUAGAUUUUCUUGAUUUAUCGAAAAUAAUGUUUUCAUUACGCAUUUUGUGUUAUUCAUGGUUUUCAGUUAUACAUUACUCGUUUUGUAAAAGUAUAAUCACUGUCAUGUUUCUGGUAAAACAUGAAUUUGUCUA
This is a messenger RNA of Eruca vesicaria subsp. sativa (arugula), 1254 nucleotides long. Lineage: Eukaryota; Viridiplantae; Streptophyta; Magnoliopsida; Brassicales; Brassicaceae. The record is from the annotation of a GenBank genome assembly.